AUGAAAGGGCUGUGCAAAGGGGAAAUCUCUGGGAACAGAGGAUGUACUAAAUGCGGCCGCCCGGACUUGGACCCGAUGAAGAUAAUGGGGAUUAAAAGUGGAUUUACAUUUUGGAACCUCGUCUUUCUACUGAUGGUUUCGUGUGCGAAAGGAUUUAUUUAUACUUGCGGUGGAACUUUAAAAGGUCUGAAUGGCACAAUUGAAAGCCCCGGCUUCCCAUAUGGAUAUCCAAACGGUGCAAACUGUACUUGGGUAAUAAUAGCAGAGGAACGAAACAGAAUACAAAUUGUCUUUCAGUCAUUUGCUCUAGAAGAAGAAUAUGACUACUUAUCAUUAUAUGAUGGACACCCUCAUCCUAACAACUUUAGGACAAGGUUAACAGGAUUUCAUCUGCCACCACCGGUUACAAGUACAAAAUCUGUAUUUUCACUGCGUUUGACAAGUGACUUUGCAGUGAGUGCUCAUGGCUUUAAAGUCUACUAUGAAGAAUUACAGAGUAGUUCUUGUGGGAAUCCUGGAGUUCCACCUAAAGGUGUCUUGUAUGGUGCCCGGUUUGAUGUUGGUGAUAAGAUUCGAUACAGCUGUGUAACAGGCUACAUUCUUGAUGGUCAUCCUCAGCUAACAUGCAUAGCCAAUUCAGUUAAUACAGCAUCUUGGGACUUCCCAGUUCCCAUCUGUAGAGCUGAAGAUGCAUGUGGAGGAACAAUGAGAGGAUCGAGUGGCAUAAUUUCCAGCCCCAGUUUUCCUAACGAAUAUCAUAACAACGCUGAUUGCACAUGGACUAUUGUAGCAGAGCCUGGAGACACCAUUUCGCUCAUAUUUACAGACUUCCAAAUGGAGGAGAAAUAUGAUUACUUGGAAAUAGAAGGUUCUGAGCCACCAACAAUAUGGUUAUCUGGAAUGAAUAUACCACCACCAAUUAUCAGUAACAAAAACUGGCUCCGACUGCAUUUUGUUACGGACAGCAACCACCGAUACCGUGGAUUUAGUGCUCCAUAUCAAGUGAAAAAGGCCAUAGAUUUUAAAUCUAGAGGAUUUAAAUUGUUUCCAGGGAAAGACAACAACAACAAGUUUUCUAUCUUCAAUGAGGGUGGCAUUAAACAGGCAUCCAAUUUGUGCCCAGAUCCAGGAGAACCAGAAAAUGGAAAAAGAAUAGGCUCAGAUUUUAGCCUGGGUGCAACUGUGCAGUUUUCUUGUGAUGAAGACUAUGUGCUGCAAGGCUCAAAAAGUAUCACCUGCCAGAGAAUAGCUGAAGUUUUUGCUGCUUGGAGUGAUCAUAGACCUGUAUGUAAAGUUAAGACUUGUGGAUCGAAUCUUCAAGGACCAGGCGGUACCUUCACAUCUCCCAACUUUCCAUUCCAGUAUGAUAGUAAUGCUCAGUGUGUUUGGGUUAUUACAGCAGUGAAUACAAAUAAGGUUAUUCAGAUCAACUUUGAAGAAUUUGAUCUGGAGAUUGGCUACGACACUUUGACAAUCGGUGAUGGAGGGGAAGUUGGAGACCCUAGAACCGUACUGCAAGUGUUGACAGGGAGCUUCGUUCCAGAUUUAAUUGUAAGCAUGAGUAGCCAGAUGUGGCUGCACCUGCAAACAGAUGAAAGUGUUGGAUCCGUUGGCUUCAAAGUUAACUACAAAGAAAUUGAAAAGGAAAGCUGUGGGGAUCCUGGAACACCAUUAUAUGGAAUCAGAGAAGGGGAUGGAUUUUCUAAUCGAGAUGUUUUGAGAUUUGAGUGCCAGUUUGGAUUUGAACUAAUUGGAGAGAAAUCUAUUGUUUGUCAAGAGAACAACCAAUGGUCGGCAAACAUACCAAUUUGUAUUUUUCCUUGCCUCUCAAACUUCACGGCACCAAUGGGAACAGUUCUUUCCCCUGACUACCCAGAAGGCUAUGGCAAUAACCUGAACUGCAUCUGGACAAUAAUCUCAGAUCCAGGGAGCCGAAUUCACCUCUCUUUUAAUGACUUUGACUUAGAAUCCCAGUUUGACUUUCUUGCUGUGAAGGAUGGAGACUCUUCAGACUCCCCGAUACUCGGGACAUUCACUGGCGCUGAGGUCCCUUCGCAUCUUACAAGCAAUAACCACAUUUUGAGACUGGAAUUCCAAGCAGACCACUCAAUGUCAGGUCGCGGAUUUAACAUCACCUAUAAUACAUUUGGACAUAAUGAAUGUCCUGAUCCUGGAAUACCAAUCAAUGCACGUCGUUUUGGAGACAACUUUCAAUUAGGGAGUUCAAUUUCAAUUAUUUGUGAAGAAGGAUUUAUUAAGACACAAGGGACCGAAACAAUUACGUGCAUACUGAUGGAAGGAAAAGUUCUGUGGAGUGGACCAAUUCCUAAAUGUGGAGCUCCAUGUGGUGGGCAUUUUUCAUCACCCAGUGGAGUAAUCCUUUCCCCAGGAUGGCCGGGCUAUUAUAAAGAUUCCUUGAAUUGUGAGUGGGUGAUUGAAGCUGAACCUGGACACUCUAUCAAAAUAACAUUUGAAAGAUUCCAGACGGAACUCAAUUAUGAUGUUUUGGAAGUUCAUGAUGGACCAAAUCUUUUGUCACCCCUUCUUGGAUCUUACAAUGGAACACAAGUCCCCCAGUUUUUAUUUAGUAGCAGCAAUUUCAUAUAUCUACUCUUUACAACCGAUAACAGCCGUUCUAAUAAUGGAUUCAAAAUUCAUUAUGAAAGUGUUACAGUAAAUACAUAUUCAUGUCUGGAUCCUGGCAUACCAGUGCAUGGACAGCGUUAUGGUUAUGAUUUUUCUAUCGGCUCUGCCGUGUCAUUCAGCUGUGAUCCAGGAUAUAGGCUAAGCCAUGAAGAACCACUCUUAUGUGAAAAAAAUCACUGGUGGAGUCAUUCACUUCCAACAUGUGAUGCAUUAUGUGGGGGAGAUAUAAGGGGACCUAGUGGAACAGUACUAUCCCCUGGUUAUCCUGACUUCUACCCAAAUUCUCUGAAUUGCACAUGGACUGUAGAUGUAACUCAUGGAAAAGGAGUGCAGUUUGCCUUUCACACCUUUCACUUGGAAGAUCACCAUGACUACUUACUAAUCACAGAAAACGGUAGUUUUACACAACCUUUGGCACGACUGACAGGCUCAGAAAUUCCUUCGGUAAUCAACGCUGGCCUCUAUGGAAAUUUUAGGGCACAAUUGCGUUUUAUUUCAGACUUUUCCAUAUCAUACGAAGGAUUCAACAUUACAUUUUCUGAAUAUAACCUGGAACCUUGUGAGGAUCCAGGAAUUCCAAAAUAUGGUAACCGGAUCGGAUUUAAUUUUGGAGUCGGAGACACUCUCACUUUCUCCUGUUCAUCUGGAUACCGCCUGGAAGGAGCUUCAGAAAUCAUCUGUCUUGGUGGUGGCCGCCGUGUAUGGAGUGCACCUCUGCCAAGGUGUGUGGCUGAAUGUGGCACAUCCGCAACCAAUAAUGAAGGAAUUUUGCUGUCGCCCAAUUAUCCACUGAACUAUGAAAAUAACCAUGAAUGCAUUUAUAGCAUUCAGGUACAAGCAGGAAAGGGAAUCAAUAUUUCAGCCAGAACAUUUCACUUAGCACAAGGAGAUGUCCUUAAGAUAUAUGAUGGAAAAGAUAAAACAACUCACCUGCUGGGUGCUUUCAUUGGGGCAUCAAUGAGGGGACUGACCCUCAGCAGCACCUCAAAUCAACUUUGGUUAGAAUUUAAUUCUGAUUCUGAAGGAACCGAUGAAGGUUUUCAACUUGUUUACACCAGCUUUGAACUCUCACACUGUGAGGAUCCUGGUGUGCCACAAUUUGGAUACAAGAUCAGUGACCAAGGCCAUUUUGCUGGCAGCACCAUUAUUUAUGGAUGUAAUCCAGGGUACACACUCCACGGAAGUAGCAUUCUAAAGUGCAUGACAGGAGAGAGACGGGCAUGGGAUUAUCCUCUACCAUCCUGUAUUGCUGAAUGUGGAGGCCGUUUCAAAGGAGAAUCAUCAGGAAGAAUCUUAUCUCCUGGCUAUCCCUUUCCUUAUGACAAUAAUCUGCGAUGUAUGUGGUUGAUUGAAGUGGAUCCAGGAAACAUUGUCAGUCUGCAGUUUCUUGCCUUUGAUACUGAGGCAUCUCAUGAUAUCAUCCGAGUUUGGGAUGGCCCACCUGAAAAUGAGAUGUUACUGAAGGAACUUAGUGGAUCGCUUAUUCCAGAGGGCAUUCACAGCACCCUCAAUAUAGUGACUAUCCAGUUUGACACUGACUUUUACAUCAGUAAAUCAGGAUUUGCCAUCCAAUUUUCAAGCUCUGUGGCUACUGCUUGCCGUGAUCCAGGAGUCCCAAUGAAUGGAACAAGAAAUGGAGAUGGACGAGAACCUGGGGACACUGUUAUCUUUCAAUGUGACCCUGGAUAUGAGCUGCAAGGAGAAGAGAGAAUAACCUGUAUUCAGGUAGAAAACCGGUACUUCUGGCAACCCAGCCCACCAGUUUGUAUAGCACCAUGUGGAGGCAACCUGACAGGCUCUUCAGGUUUUAUUCUAUCACCAAACUUCCCUCAUCCAUACCCUCAUAGCAGAGACUGUGACUGGACAAUUGCUGUUAAUGCUGAUUACGUUAUAUCGCUCGCAUUUAUCAGUUUCAGCAUAGAGCCAAACUAUGACUUUCUUUAUAUAUAUGAUGGGCCAGACAACAAUAGCCCAUUAAUUGGAAGCUUUCAAGACAGCAAAUUGCCAGAAAGGAUUGAAAGCAGUUCCAAUACAAUGCAUUUGGCUUUUCGGAGUGAUGGAUCUGUUAGCUUUACUGGAUUCCACCUAGAAUACAAAGCAAAACUGCGUGAGUCCUGCUUUGAUCCAGGCAAUAUCAUGAAUGGCACUAGACUUGGAAUGGAUUAUAAACUCGGCUCAACAGUCACCUAUUACUGUGAUGCAGGCUAUGUUCUUCAAGGAUAUUCAACGCUCACUUGUAUUAUGGGAGAUGAUGGAAGGCCUGGAUGGAACAGGGCACUCCCAAGUUGUCAUGCUCCCUGCGGUAGUCGAUCGACAGGAUCCGAAGGCACCGUUUUAUCACCAAAUUAUCCCAAAAACUACAGUGUAGGACACAACUGUGUUUACUCUAUAGCAGUUCCCAAGGAAUUUGUGGUGUUUGGCCAGUUUGUAUUUUUCCAGACAUCACUCCAUGAUGUGGUUGAGGUGUAUGAUGGGCCAACUCAGCAGUCUUCCCUGUUAUCUUCCCUCUCAGGAUCCCAUUCAGGAGAAUCACUUCCACUGAGUUCAGGUAAUCAGAUCACAAUUCGAUUUACUUCAGUUGGACCAAUAACAGCUAAGGGAUUUCACUUUGUUUACCAAGCUGUUCCCAGAACGAGUGCAACACAAUGCAGUUCUGUGCCUGAACCAAGAUUUGGAAAAAGGCUCGGCAACGAAUUUGCAGUUGGUUCGUUGGUUCUCUUCGAAUGCAAUCCAGGAUACAUUCUCUAUGGCUCCAUAGCAAUUAGAUGUGAGACAGUGCCCAACGCUUUAGCACAGUGGAAUGAUUCUUUGCCUACAUGUGUUGUGCCCUGUGGUGGAAUUUUAACUAAGCGCAAAGGGACCAUUCUGUCUCCUGGAUACCCUGAGCCGUAUGACAACAAUCUGAAUUGUGUAUGGAAGAUCACAGUGCCAGAGGGAGCUGGAAUUCAGGUACAGGUUGUCAGUUUUGCCACUGAACAUAACUGGGAUUCUCUGGACUUUUAUGAUGGAGGAGACAAUAAUGCUCCAAGACUGGGAAGUUAUUCAGGAACUACAAUACCACAACUUCUGAACAGUACAUCCAACAAUUUGUACUUAAAUUUUCAGUCAGAUAUUAGUGUUUCAGCCGCGGGAUUUCACCUAGAAUACACAGCAAUUGGCUUGGAUUCUUGUCCUGAACCACUAACCCCAAGCAGUGGAAUUAAACUUGGAGACAGAUACAUGGUUGGAGAUGUGGUGUCUUUUCAGUGUGAUCAAGGAUACUCUCUUCAGGGGCAUUCACAUAUAACCUGUAUGCCUGGACCAGUAAGAAGAUGGAAUUAUCCAAUUCCAAUAUGCCUAGCUCAAUGUGGUGGUGCCAUGUCUGACUUCAGUGGUGUGAUCCUGAGUCCUGGGUUCCCUGGAAAUUAUCCCAGCAGCUUAGAUUGUACAUGGACAAUCAAACUGCCAAUAGGAUUUGGAGUACACUUGCAAUUUGUAAAUUUUUCUACGGAAACAAUUCAUGAUUAUUUGGAAGUAAGAAGUGGCUCUUCAGAAACUAGCACUGUUAUUGGACGACUUAGUGGGCCUCAGACACCGGCUUCUCUAUUCAGCACAACUCAUGAAACCAGCAUGUAUUUUCAUAGUGACUAUUCUCAAAACAAACAAGGAUUCCACAUAAUAUAUCAAGCUUAUCAGUUGCAAAGUUGUCCUGAUCCCCGCCCAUUUCGUAAUGGCUUUGUGAUUGGAAAUGAUUUGACUGUGGGCCAAACUGUUUCAUUUGAAUGCUUCCCUGGAUACACAUUAAUUGGAAACUCAGCUCUUACUUGCCUCCAUGGAGUCAGUCGUAACUGGAAUCAUCCUCUCCCAAGGUGUGAAGCUCUGUGUGGAGGAAAUAUAACUGCAAUGAAUGGCACCAUUUAUUCUCCUGGAUUCCCUGAUGAAUAUCCUAACUUUCAAGACUGUUUUUGGCUUGUAAGAGUCCCACCAGGAAAUGGAAUUUACAUCAAUUUCACAGUACUGCAAACAGAACCAAUAUAUGAUUUCAUUACUGUAUGGGAUGGACCCGACCAAACCUCACCUCAAAUUGGACAGUUCAGUGGUAACACUGCAUUGGAGUCGGUCUACAGCACUUCAAAUCAGAUCCUAAUCAAGUUCCACAGUGAUUUUACUACAAGUGGAUUUUUUGUACUCAGUUACCAUGCCUACCAACUACGAGUGUGCCAGCCUCCUCCAUCCAUACCAAAUGCUGAAAUUUUGACUGAGGAUGACGAAUUAGAAAUAGGUGACAUAAUAAGGUACCAGUGCCUACCAGGCUUCACGCUGGUUGGCAAUGAGAUUCUAACGUGCAGAUUAGGCGAACGUCUUCAAAUGGAUGGAGCCCCUCCUGCCUGCCAAGUACUUUGCCCUGCUAAUGAAUUACGGUUGGAUUCAACUGGUGUCAUACUUAGCCCUGGCUACCCUGACAGCUAUCCAAACCUUCAAAUGUGUGCCUGGAGCAUUUCUGUGGAAAAGGGAUAUAACAUUAGCAUGUUUGUUGAAUUCUUCCAGACAGAAAAGGAGUUUGAUGUUCUUCAGGUGUAUGAUGGGCCAAAUAUCCAAAGUCCAGUGCUUAUUUCCCUAAGUGGAGAUUAUUCUUCUGCACUGAAUAUAUCCAGCAGUGGUCACGAAGUAUUCCUACAAUGGUCAGCAGAUCACGGAAAUAAUAAGAAAGGCUUCAGAAUAAGAUAUAUAGCUCUUUAUUGUAGCACUCCAGAAUCCCCUCCCCAUGGAUAUAUCAUCAGUCAGACUGGUGGACAGCUUAAUAGUGUGGUUCGCUGGGCCUGUGACCGGGGGUUCCGGCUUAUUGGAAAAAGCAGUGCUGUGUGCAGAAAGUCCGCAUACGGAUACCAUGCAUGGGAUGCACCCGUUCCUGCCUGCCAAGCAAUUUCUUGCGGCAUUCCUAAAGCUCCAGCCAAUGGAGGAAUAUUGGCAACGGAUUAUUUGGUGGGAACACGUGUGACCUAUUUUUGCAAUGAUGGCUAUAGACUUUCUUCUAAGGAACUUACUACUGCAGUUUGCCAGUCAGAUGGAACAUGGAGCAAUCAUAAUAAAACACCUCGUUGUGUGGUUGUUACGUGCCCAAGUAUUAAUUCCUUUUCCUUGGAACAUGGACGAUGGCGUAUUGUGAAUGGGUCUCACUAUGAAUACAAAACCAAGGUUGUUUUCAGCUGUGAUCCUGGUUAUCAUGGGCUGGGCCCCGCCUCGAUUGAAUGCCUUGCAAAUGGAACCUGGAGCUGGAGAAAUGAAAGGCCUUACUGCCAAAUUAUUUCUUGCGGAGACCUUCCAGUACCACCAAAUGGAAAUAAAAUUGGAACUCAAAUUUCAUAUGGAUCAACAGCAAUCUUCACUUGUGAUUCCGGGUUUAUGCUUGUUGGUUCAGCUGUAAGGGAAUGUCUUUCUUCUGGACUCUGGAGUGGAAGUGAGACCAGAUGUUUAGCGGGUCACUGCGGCAUCCCAGAGUUCAUUGUCAAUGGUCAAGUCAUUGGAGAGAAUUAUGGCUAUCGGGACACAGUUGUGUAUCAGUGCAACCCUGGUUUUCGACUGAUUGGCUCUUCGGUUCGAAUAUGCCAACAGGAUCACAACUGGUCUGGACAGCUACCAUCCUGUGUGCCUGUUAGCUGUGGCCAUCCCGGUAGUCCAAUUUAUGGAAGAACUAGUGGAAAUGGUUUCAACUUCAAUGAUGUGGUGACAUUUUCUUGCAUUGUGGGCUAUGUCAUGCAAGGGCCCACAAAAGCCCAGUGUCAAGCCAAUAGGCAAUGGAGCCACCCACCCCCAGUUUGUAAAGUGGUCAAUUGUUCUGAUCCUGGAAUUCCAGCAAAUUCUAAACGAGAAAGUAAAAUUGAACAUGGAAAUUUCACCUAUGGAACUGUAGUGUUCUAUGACUGCAAUCCUGGAUAUUUUCUUUUUGGAUCUUCAGUUUUGAUUUGUCAGCCAAAUGGCCAGUGGGAUAAACAUUUACCGGAAUGUAUCAUGAUUGACUGUGGCCAUCCUGGCGUUCCUCCUAAUGCAAUCCUGUCUGGAGAGAAGUAUACAUUUGGAUCAACUGUUCAUUACUCCUGCUCAGGAAGACGAACCCUAUUGGGCCAAUCAGCCCGCACCUGCCAAUUAAAUGGACAGUGGAGUGGAUCUCAGCCUCAUUGCUCAGGUGCUGUUGCUGGCUCUUGUGGAGAUCCAGGAAUUCCUGGUCAUGGUUCCAGAGAAAACAGUGACUUCAGAACCAAAAGUACUGUGCGUUUCACUUGUGAAACUGGUUAUAUCCUCCAAGGCUCAGAAGAAAGAACGUGUUUAGCCAAUGGAAGUUGGACAGGACGUCAACCAGAAUGUAAAGCUGUGCAGUGUGGGAAUCCUGGAACAUCUGCUAAUGGGAAAGUCUUUCGACUCGAUGGCACGACAUUUGCUAGUUCCGUAAUUUAUUCCUGCAUGGAGGGAUACAUUCUUUCUGGAUCCUCCGUAAGACAGUGCACUGCUAACGGAACGUGGUCAGGAUCUCUGCCUAAUUGCACAAUAAUCAGUUGUGGUGAUCCAGGUGUGCCAGCUAAUGGAAUGAGGUAUGGAGAUGAUUAUGUAGUUGGACAAAAUGUCACAUACAUGUGCCAGCCUGGAUACGCGAUGGAAUUGAAUGGUUCCAGGAUCCGGACGUGCACCAGUAACGGCACAUGGAGCGGGACAAUUCCAACUUGUAGAGCUGUUACCUGCCCAACUCCUCCCCAGAUCUCUAAUGGAAGGUUGGAAGGAACAAAUUUUGACUGGGGAUUCAGUAUUAGCUACAUCUGUUCUCCUGGAUACGAGCUAUCUUUCCCUGCUGUUUUGACCUGUGUAGGAAAUGGGACAUGGAGUGGUGAAGUGCCACAGUGCUUACCAAAGUUUUGUGGUGACCCCGGGACACCUGCCCAAGGGAAAAGGGAAGGAAAAAGUUUCAUCUACCAAUCCGAGGUCUCUUUUAGCUGCACCUCUCCUUUCAUCUUGGUGGGGUCCAGCACAAGGAUAUGUCAAGCCGAUGGGACGUGGAGUGGCUCAUCACCACGUUGUAUAGAACCCACCCGCACAGCAUGUGAAAAUCCAGGAGUACCCCAUCAUGGAUCCCAGAACAACACCUUUGGAUUUCAAGUAGGGAACGUUAUCCAGUUCAGUUGCAAAAAGGGACAUCUGCUCCAAGGAUCUACAACUCGCACCUGCCUUCCUGAUCUCACAUGGAGUGGGAUUCAGCCAGAAUGCAUACCACACAGCUGUAAACAACCAGAAACUCCAGCCCAUGCAAAUGUUGUUGGAAUGGACCUGCCAUUGCAUGGUUAUACGCUAAUUUACACCUGUCAGGAUGGGUUCUUUUUAGCUGGCGGAACAGAGCAUAGGGUCUGCAGAUCUGACAGCACGUGGACUGGGAAAGUUCCAGUUUGUGAAGCUGGUUCCAAAAUAUUGGUGAAAGAUCCUAGACCGGCACUGGGUACACCAAGUCCUAAGCUAAGUGUUCCUGAUGAUGUGUUUGCACAAAAUUACAUAUGGAAGGGAUCCUUUAAUUACAAAGGAAAGAAACAACCUAUGACUUUGACGGUUACCAGUUUCAAUGCAUCUACUGGAAGAGUAAAUGCCACACUCAGCAACACCAAUAUGGAAUUGCUAUUAUCAGGAGUGUAUAAAAGCCAAGAAGCUCGUCUAAUGCUCCAUAUAUAUUUCAUCAAAGCACCUGCUCAUGCUUCCGUGAACAAAAUGAAAGAAGAAAAAUGGGCUAUGGAUGGUUUUGUUUCUGCUGAACCUGAUGGAGCUACAUAUGUAUUUCAAGGAUUUAUUCAGGGUAAAGAUUAUGGACAAUUUGGACUUCAAAGAUUAGGGUUGAAUAUGUCGGAAGGUGCCAAUUCUUCAAAUCAACCACAUGGAACCAACAGUAGUUCUGUGGCCAUUGCUAUCCUUGUGCCUUUCUUUGCUCUUAUAUUUGCAGGUUUUGGGUUUUAUCUUUAUAAACAAAGGACUGCCCCCAAAACACAGUAUACUGGAUGCUCAGUUCAUGAAAACAACAACGGUCAAGCCGCUUUUGAAAACCCCAUGUACGACACCAACACAAAAUCCGUAGAAGGAAAAGCAGUAAGAUUUGAUCCCAACUUAAACACAGUCUGCACAAUGGUAUAAGGUGAUAAUGUUUUACCUUCUUCGGAAGUUUGGAAAUUGAAAUACAACAGUGCACAUUUAGUUCACUGCUAAACAAAUUAAAGCACACUUUUCAGGAUUUGCUGGGUCACCUUUUCCUGAGGAACAAGAGAGAAGAGUGUCUUUUUCAUAAACUGAUACAGAAUUUUCUUCAUGUGUACCAUGGAGAGUUUUACAGAGAAUCAGCUGCACUCUGUGAGUGCUUACUCACAGUUUAUUUGCUUUUUUAAAAAAGGAGAUUAUUCUAAAACAUAAACAUAUUUGCAUAUAUUGGAGGAGCAUCCACUAUCAGUAUUUCUGUGCUUUAUAAACUAUAUUAGAGGAUCUGGGUUAAAAAAAAAGAUAUAGGGUAGAAAAUAAGAGCUAGACUCACAAGAGACAAUAGAUCACUGACUUCUCUUUAAUCAUCAUGAGCUUCGGAUAUUGCUACAUCAUUCCCAUCAGUAUGUAGUUUGUCCAAUUCUUGUUGGUCAAAAAUUGUUUUGUCCUGUUUCCAUGAUUUUAAAGAUUUUAUCUUAGCCUACAUACCCCAUACAACUAUUUUGUCAAAAGGAUAAUUAAAUAUCAGGUCUCCUACUCCAUUCCUCAAAUUCCCUGUUUCUUGUUUUCAUCCCUAUGCCUAUCAGAUAACCAUUUUUCUGAGAUUAACAGUAGUUGACAAAAAAUGAGUUUAUCAUGCAACUGAUUAUUUCCCCACAAUUUUUGUCACCUUUCUGAAUCCUUUUUUACUAGCAAAGUUCAUUAUUUUGCAUUUUUCUAAAACACCAAAAUUUUCUAUCUUUGAUGUUGUGGUCUCAAAAAUUUGAUAAUAUAGUAUCAGAUGUUAGAACAGAGGAUUUUAGAUCAUAACAUCUUGGCCCUUCUGUUCUUAUUUGAUUCAUUUUCUCUUCCAUUAUAUUUUCAACAUUUUACCACUUCUCUAUUUCAUUGGGUUGUGUUUUAUGCUUGAAUAAGAGAGUGCAGGAAAAUAGACUGUACACAAAUCCUAAUAGUGCGAUUUAGAGAUCAAUGUAUUGUAACCUUGCAAAUAAAAAUUUGGUUUCAAAUAACUAAUGAGAAAUCCCCAAAAGGCAGACUUCAGACAUGGCAAAAUUGUUAUCACAAUAAGACGUCUUCAUAUUCUCACAACUAUUUUGAUUUUGUGGGUCAUUUUCUCAGCAUUCUACAAUUUGUUAUAUACAGGUAUGUAUCCAGUAUGAAUUAUCUGUUGUUGCCCCUUUCAAAUAUCAAUAACUCUGUGAAAAAUCUAAACUUUUACUAUUAUAAAACAGAGUGCCUACCAAAAAUCAUUGUACCCAGGACUGCUGCUUGGAUUUCUAUAAUGUUUGAUGAAUUUCUUAUAUACCAUUUGAAGACACCUUGUUUGGAAUUUCAUACAGUUCUUUCAAAGCUGCAUUCUGCUGAAAGGAUGCUGUUUUAUACUUUCUGCCAUCAGUUAAUUAUUCUUGUUUAUUCAAAUGACU
Tachyglossus aculeatus (Australian echidna) is the source of this 12266-nucleotide messenger RNA. RefSeq names its product CUB and Sushi multiple domains 3 (gene CSMD3). The transcript has 70 exons. Lineage: Eukaryota; Metazoa; Chordata; Mammalia; Monotremata; Tachyglossidae. The coding region runs from base 1 to 10785 and encodes 3594 amino acids. Gene Ontology annotation, biological process: regulation of dendrite development. The record is from RefSeq and is a predicted model, not a curated record.